Molecule: messenger RNA, 1258 nt
Organism: Mustela lutreola (European mink)
Lineage: Eukaryota; Metazoa; Chordata; Mammalia; Carnivora; Mustelidae
Gene: POLR2E
Product: RNA polymerase II, I and III subunit E
Exons: 7
Coding region: 87-719 (210 amino acids)
Biological process (GO): DNA-templated transcription
Cellular component (GO): RNA polymerase II, core complex; RNA polymerase I complex; RNA polymerase III complex
Molecular function (GO): DNA-directed RNA polymerase activity; DNA binding
Source: RefSeq, a predicted model, not a curated record
GGGCGCAGGCGCAGUCCGUGCGGGUCCUGCCGCGGGCGCCGGCGCAGGCGCAGGCGCAGGCGCGUUGACUGAGAGCGGCGGCGGCCAUGGACGACGAGGAGGAGACGUACCGGCUGUGGAAGAUCCGCAAGACCAUCAUGCAGCUGUGCCAUGACCGUGGCUACCUGGUGACCCAGGAUGAGCUGGACCAGACCCUGGAAGAGUUCAAGGCCCAGUUUGGGGACAAGCCGAGUGAGGGGCGGCCACGGCGCACAGACCUCACGGUGCUGGUGGCCCACAACGACGACCCCACUGACCAGAUGUUCGUGUUCUUCCCAGAGGAGCCUAAGGUGGGAAUCAAGACCAUCAAGGUGUACUGCCAGCGGAUGCAGGAGGAGAACAUCACGCGGGCCCUCAUCGUGGUGCAGCAGGGCAUGACCCCGUCCGCCAAGCAGUCUCUGGUGGACAUGGCCCCCAAGUACGUCCUGGAGCAGUUUCUGCAGCAGGAGCUGCUCAUCAACAUCACGGAGCACGAGCUGGUCCCAGAACACGUCGUCAUGACCAAAGAGGAGGUGACAGAGCUCCUGGCCCGGUAUAAACUCCGGGAGAACCAGCUGCCCAGGAUCCAGGCCGGAGACCCCGUGGCCCGCUACUUCGGGAUAAAGCGAGGGCAGGUGGUGAAGGUGAUCCGGCCCAGCGAGACUGCCGGCAGGUACAUCACCUACCGGCUGGUGCAGUAGUCGUCCCGCGAACCGGUGAGACGUGCCGUGUGGCCACGGGGCCUGCCUGUCCAGGAGUGAGUCCCAGCUUUCCUCUCCCCUUACCCCACCGUCGUCUCUGUCACCGCCCUGUCGGGGGCGCGUGGAGGCAGCCCCGCUUCCUGCCCGGCCGGGCUCGCCUCGCACAGCAGGCCUGACACGUGGUGGUCUGCCCGUCUCUCUCCCGCCCUGCGGCCUGGAGGCAGAUGGGGCUGUGCCCCCCACCCCCCGCCACGAGGAACCUCACCGCUGCUUCUCCAGACCCUGGGGUGACCCCGCCUGGGUGCUGAGCCCCACCCUGGACCCCGCAUGAGUGAGCCUCCAGAGGGGACAGGAUGCCACAGGGAGGCCUGCAGCAGCCAGUGACCUGUAGCCGUCCUGGCUCAAGUGUCCGGCCGGCCCCCAGCAGGGCGGCCCGGCCGUCUGUCCACGGGGCGGCAGGGGGGUCAGCUGCUCCGAUGCUGGGUGUUUGUACCAGUGAAAGUAUUGGAGUAAAUAAAUUGGCCAGUCUGGAGCAGCAA